AUGUACGUGACAUGGAUACUCGAACAGGAUACCGUAUCGCAACGCGUGCACUGGAAUACUGACGUCUCGACAGUAAAAUUCAAGCUUAGUAACUCACGUUACAGCAUGAGUCGUAGCAAUAGUAAAUACGGACGGUAAACACUCGACCUGAUCUACUCAAUUCAGGAUCGGUCGUUAUCACUUUGCGGCUGAUUGGUUGAAUGAAUCCCUACUAUUUCUCCGUCGCAAAAUGUAAUUACUUGUACGAUGAUUUCGUGAACUCCGUCUUGUAAUCCCUAAACACAUAUUACAAUAAAUUGUACAUUUAAAUGAAUAAAUCACUUUGCAAAUGUACAUUUGCUUUCUAACAUAGAUUUUAACCCUCAUUUGCGCGCAAAUGUAAGAGAUAUCAUAUCGUUAGGUUUGCUAACCUAAGAAAAAUAAAUUUUUCGGAAGAUCAAUCUGAAGUAGAAGAUUCUUAAUCAUUCAGUCACUUAACUUAAUUAUUCAAAAAGAAUUUUUCUGUCUUUCUUCUUUUCUUACAAUUUACAGAUAAUAAUCUUUGAGUUUUGGAGGACUCGAGAGAUAUUAUGGAACACAAAAUACUGUGAAUGCAACUAAACUGAUUUAUUGUGUUUUUUUAUAUCUGAUUUAGAUUUUACGUUCUACGAAAAAAGAGAAAAAUAAUACAAAGUGUUAUAAAGUGUUAAAUAUUCCAAAUUUUCAUUUACUUACAAAUUUACGUUCGAAUACCGCCUGUGAAGUCAAAACAUUGUGCGCAUGCGUCAUAGCAAUUCUCCAAGCUUUCAGUGACGUGGCUUCAAUGACGGCACGAGUUGUGCUGUUGCGCAACAUGACUACUUAUGAAGAUUUCAUUCAACAAAAUGAAGACCGUGAUGGAGUACGUAUCACUUGGAAUGUUUGGCCGUCAUCACGAUUAGAUGCCACCAGACUUGUUGUGCCAUUGGGAACACUUUACCAACCAAUCAAAGAAAGACCAGAUCUUCCACCAAUACAAUAUGAUCCUGUUCUAUGUACAAGAUCUACUUGUAGAGCAAUUUUGAAUCCAUUGUGCCAAGUGGAUUACCGUGCUAAACUAUGGGUGUGCAACCUUUGCUUUCAGAGGAAUCCUAGAGCACAAUGUCUACCACCUAUUUUCUUACUGGUUGUGGAUACAUGUAUGGAUGAUGAAGAAUUAGGUUCCCUUAAGGAUUCUUUACAAAUGUCACUCUCGCUCCUACCACCAAAUACUCUCAUUGGACUUAUUACAUUUGGAAGAAUGGUGCAAGUUCAUGAAUUGAGCUGCGAAGGAUGUAGUAAAAGUUAUGUUUUUCGUGGUACUAAAGAUUUACAACCAAAACAAGUUCAAGACAUGCUGGGUAUAGGUAGGCCAAUACCAGGCCAAAAUCCAAACCAGCAAAGAGGACCUGGUGGACAACCUCUUCCACCAGCUAAUCGCUUUUUACAGCCUGUACAUAAGUGUGAUAUGAGUUUAACAGAUCUUUUGGGAGAACUACAACGUGAUCCAUGGCCUGUUGGUCCAGGAAAACGUCCACUACGAUCGACUGGUGUUGCAUUAGCUGUUGCUACUGGUCUUUUAGAAGCCAGUUAUGCUAGCACAGGAGCUAGAAUAAUGUUAUUUGUUGGUGGACCUUGCUCUCAAGGACCUGGUCAAGUAGUAACAGACGACUUAAGACAACCAAUCAGAUCUCAUCAUGAUAUCCAAAAAGAUAAUGCCAAACAUAUGAAGAAGGCAACUAAACACUAUGAUUCUCUCGCGUCACGAGCCGCAACUAAUGGCCACAUAAUAGAUAUAUACUCAUGCGCUCUCGAUCAAACUGGUCUGUUAGAAAUGAGACAAUGUUGUAACUCAACUGGUGGUCACAUGGUCAUGGGAGAUUCUUUUAAUUCUUCUCUAUUUAAACAAACGUUCCAACGUGUGUUUGCGAAAGAUCAUAAAGGCGAUUUAAAAAUGGCAUUUAAUGCAACGUUAGAAGUAAAGACGUCACGAGAAAUCAAAGUUUCUGGAGCAAUUGGUCCCUGUGUGUCUCUGGGCGUUAAAGGAUCAAGUGUCGGAGAGCAAGAAGUAGGAUUAGGUGGCACAUGCCAAUGGAAAUUCUGUUCUCUUACGCCAUCUACUACUACGGCAUUAUUUUUCGAAGUUGUCAAUCAACAUACCGCGCCAAUUCCUCAGGGUGGAAGAGGCUGCAUUCAGUUUAUCACACAAUAUCAACAUAGUAGCGGUCAACGGAGAAUUAGAGUUACGACGAUCGCUAGAAAUUGGGCGGAUGCAUCAACAUCUUUACAUCAUAUAAGUGCAGGCUUUGAUCAAGAAGCAGCAGCUGUUCUUAUGUCACGUUUAGCGGUAUUUAGGGCAGAAAGUGAUGAUGGACCAGAUGUUUUAAGAUGGGUCGAUCGUAUGCUUAUCAGAUUGUGCCAGAAAUUCGGAGAGUAUGCAAAGGAUGAUCCGAAUAGUUUUAGGCUCGCGGAAAACUUUUCCUUGUAUCCUCAAUUUAUGUAUCACUUACGUAGGUCGCAAUUCUUACAAGUAUUUAAUAAUUCCCCCGAUGAAACUAGUUUUUAUAGGCAUAUGCUCAUGCGAGAAGAUUUAACAAAUUCUUUAAUAAUGGUACAACCAAUUCUAUAUAGUUAUGGAUUUAGCGGUCCCCCGGAACCAGUGUUAUUAGAUACUUCAUCUAUUCAACCAGACAGAAUUUUGUUGAUGGACACUUUCUUCCAAAUCCUCAUAUUCCACGGAGAGACCAUUGCACAAUGGCGCCAAUUAAAAUAUCAAGAUUUGCCAGAAUACGAAAAUUUCAGACAAUUAUUGGCAGCACCUGUUGAUGAUGCGGCUGAAAUAUUAGCUGAACGAUUCCCUGCACCUAGAUAUAUCGAUACUGAACAAGGUGGUUCGCAAGCGAGGUUCUUAUUGAGCAAAGUAAACCCAAGUCAAACUCACAAUAAUAUGUAUGCCUACGGAGCGGAAAGUGGAGCGCCUGUCUUAACUGACGAUGUCAGUCUACAAGUAUUCAUGGAGCAUUUAAAAAAAUUGGCUGUAUCAUCUACAGCUUAAAUUGCAACAAUACAAAAAAUAUUCUAUAUUUCCCCACCAUCGUUUUGCACAUGCAAAAUUCAAUGUCUCAGACAUAGACAUGUCUCAGGUGAGACAUUUAUAAUUGCAAUUUAUUAAGAAAAAUAAAAUAGAUACAGUAUAGAUUUCCAUUGUAAUGAAAAUAUACGACUAAUUAAAUAUAACUCCUUAAUAUUUUUUUCUUAAGUCAAGGUAUAAUUCAUGUACAAAUAAGUAUUAAUGUAAGACAUAUUUUACAUUCAUGUUGUAAUUUUUUAACCUGUCAUUAAUGUCAUAACUUAUUUUUCAAUAGUACUUUUUAUUAUAAAUGUGGUCAGCUUCUUUUUUUUCUCUCUUGGAAGAUUAUAAACAAUGAAUGAUAAAAUGAAUAAUAGAUAUUGUAAAUUACCAAAAACUGUCAUCGUAGUGAAAUUCUAUAACAGUACUAUUUUUUAUUAAUUAAAAUCAUUAGCUGUUUUAAUAAUAGUUUUAAAGAAGAUGAAAUUUUCUAUAUUUUUCUUUUUAUUGUACCAUUGAAUACUAAACAUUAUUCAACUUUCUUCCAAUGUAAAAUAAAUGAAAAGAUGUAAGAAAGAAUUAUUAUAUUCAUCAUUAUUAAUUAUAAUAAAUCUUUAUACACGUGUCCAACACAUCAGCAAAUUGUGCAUUUAUAAAAGAAGAUUAAAUAAAAUAAAUUAACUAAGGAAUCGUAUGGACAUUUUUUGCUCCACAUCUGUCCUUUCUAAUGCUUUACAAAACUCCUCAAAUGAAAUCAUUCCAUCACCAUUUUCAUCAGCCUCUACUAUAGUUCUCUCUGCAAUGCUAGUUAACUGUUCUUCGAUUUCAAUUUCUCUUGCCUAGAGUUUAAUCUGUUAGGGCUAUUCUUCUUAAUGGGCCUGAAGUGAGCCAGCACUUGCAUAAAUUGUAAGAAAUUCACCCUAUCGUUACCACUUUCUUCAAAGAAAGCAUUUACAAUUCUAUCACCAAGAGGAUUUAUCGCUAGUUCUGGAAUCCUAAGGAAAUCUUCUCUGCUAAGCGUUCCGCAAUCACCCCUAUCAAGACUUGUGAAACGACUAUACAAGCGUUCAAUUUGGUUUGGAGUAACUCCAGUGGCUUCUUGAAUUUGCGCUAUUUCUUCUUCGCGUAAAAGAAGACUCGAUCUAUUACCCAUAUUUUUCGGUAUAUUAAAUAAAAUAUCUUUCAAUAAAAUAAUCCGACAAUUCUAACUGAAUUAAUUCAUAAUUAGUUUCUUUGGUCAAAGUACAGUUUUCUAAGAUGAUAUUCUGACGUAAAUAUUCUGAAUAUUAAUUGCAGUCACGAGUGUCAAAGAUAAUUGAUAACAUGGAAAUAUUAAAUUCAAGACUGACAGCUGAUAGAUUUUGUGGACAAGUGUUAUAAAAAAGCUGAAUGUAUUUGAAGUUAAUAUGAUGGAAUUAAGUAAUCCAUUUUGUUUGAAAAAUAUUUUAUACGCUAAAUUCUGUAUAAAUAUCUGCGUCUUGCAAUGAAUUCAUUGCUAACGUGAUGUUGAACAUAACUACGUACACUCAAUAAAAUAUGCCACGUACCAAACUUGUAGUGAAAAAAAUAAAUUUCGUAUUCUGGGGAACUAGGACAAUCAAUGGUCAUUGACUAAAGAUAAUAUAGAUUAAAAUAUGAUGCUUUUUCGCGUUCCAGAUGUAUUGUUCAAUUUCUCUUGAAUUACGUUCAAAAAUUGACUUAAAAUUAAACGUGGAUACAGUUUAAAGUAUUAGCUUCCAAAUUCAUUAACAUUGGCCGCAGAUUAAUCGAGUGAAAAUCUGAACCUGUCCGAUCUACAUAAAUGGAACUUGUAAAUCUUCAUACAUGUAUUCUACAGAUCAAAUAAAAUGUGGGAAAAAAGCUGAGAAUCUAAUUGUAAAGGUUAACAUCGUAUAAUUAUAAAUUUUAAUUAUAAAUUUAAAAGGAUAAAAUCGUAUAAUUAUAAAUUUUCGCAGAUUUAUUAAUCCCUAUUUAAUAGCUUUUUUGCAAAUGAAAAUUUGAUCGCUUUGCGGGCACUGAAAUUCCACAUAACGGUGAAAUGGUAGAACUAAUCGCUAUUUCUAUCUUCAUCACACAUUAUUGUCCUCCUUGGUAUGUCACGUGCACAGACGAGGUAUAUGAAUAGCAUUGCAACUUACGGACUUUCAUGGCCUGAAAUACCAACAUACUAAAAAAUCAUUGGUUUUUUAGCGUACUCUACAUUUACACAACAGUGAGUUGGGGAACUAGUGAAUGAACUAACGACAUGAUU
Molecule: messenger RNA, 5318 nt
Organism: Heterotrigona itama
Lineage: Eukaryota; Metazoa; Arthropoda; Insecta; Hymenoptera; Apidae
Source: the annotation of a GenBank genome assembly